GGUGCGGGAAAGCGCUCGGGCCGCGCGGAGCCACGCACACGCCGUGCGGGUUGCACCGGGGGCGGCGGAGCUGAGGGAAGCGCGCGGUCUCCGGCCCCAUUGCCCAUGGCUCCCUACCGCAUUCGGCUGUACCGCGACGAGGACUACGAUGCGGUGCGCUCCCUGUUUGCCCGUGGCAUCCUCGAGCACGCCCCGGCCAUCUACCGGCAUAUGCUGCGCUCAACGCGAGUGCAGCUGGGGCUGCUGGCCCUGUUCACAGCCGUGCGUGCCGUAGCUGGCAGCUGGCUGCUGGCACUGGCAGCCGUGGCGCUGGUGCUGGCGGCCACCUGGCCCGUGAUGCGCUCCUUCAGCACGUCGUAUGUUCAGGAGGCACUGAUCACUGACCUCUGCGACAUCGACAGCUGCUACAUGCGGGCGCCCGACUCCUGCUUCUGGGUGGUGGAGGCCGGCGGGGCGGUGGUGGGUAUGGUGGCUGUGGCCCCACCACAGGACCCGGCGCAGCGUGGUGAGGCCCUGGAGCUGAAACGGAUGUCGGUCAGCAAGGAUCACCGUGGCCAAGGCAUCUCCAAGGCGCUGUGCGGGGAGGUGCUGCGCUUCGCCCAGGCCCGGGGCUACAGAGCCGUGAUGCUGUACACCUCCAUAGUGCAGGUGGUGGCCCAGCGGCUGUACGAGAGCCAGGGCUUCAGGAAGGUGGGUGCCAUCAGCCCCUCGCUGCUUGCCAGCCUGGUCUCCUUCCAGAUCUUCCAGUACCGCUGUGAGCUGCCCGGCCGCCCAUAGGGCCUCCCCUGUUCCUGUAGCGCUGAGAAAUAAAGAGAGACUGUGGGAA
Messenger RNA from Gallus gallus (chicken), 826 nucleotides. It is a transcript of the gene NAT8B, whose product is annotated as N-acetyltransferase 8B (putative, gene/pseudogene). The coding region runs from base 106 to 777 and encodes 223 amino acids. Gene Ontology annotation, molecular function: N-acetyltransferase activity. The transcript is spliced from 2 exons. The record is from RefSeq and is marked validated. NCBI's taxonomy places the organism in Eukaryota, Metazoa, Chordata, Aves, Galliformes, Phasianidae.